Messenger RNA from Symbiodinium pilosum, 896 nucleotides. The record is from the annotation of a GenBank genome assembly. NCBI's taxonomy places the organism in Eukaryota, Dinophyceae, Suessiales, Symbiodiniaceae.
GCCAUCACAAACCCAAGCGGCAGCGGUUACGCUUGAUCCACAUGGGAGCUGGUGUAGGGAAUUCCGGCGAGUCACAGAUGCCAGCGGUCGUACCACCCCACCUAGACAGCUCUGAGGCACAUGGAGGCAAGCAGGCCCGCUUCAGCAGCAUCGCUGCAGAGGCCCAGCGGGACCACGCCCAGGCGCAAGAGGCUCAGGUGGGCCAGGCAGGUUACAGGCCAUCCCGCAGCCUGGAUCGCCAGAGCGGUGUGCAAGGCAUCUGCUGGCAUCGGUCCCAAUUCUGCUGGCAGCUGCAAGUGCAGCAGCUCAGGAAGCGACACAACAUCCACUUCCCCAUCGGCAAGUUCCUGCAGCAGGGCCUUGGCGAGGAGGAGGCCGUGGCGGCCGCGCUGUGCGAAGCCAAGGCCCACCGGGAGGAGCUAGUACACAAAGGAAUCCUCAAAGCACCGAAGGCCAAGCACGGCAAGCACUCCAUGGUGAGGGGCGUGUCGUUUGACAAAUGUAAUCAGAAGUGGCGGGUGGGGUUAAGUCAUCCCAUUACCCAGAAGAGGGUUCUGCGCGGUCGCUUCGCAGCACAGGAGGAGGCUGAGGCCACAGCGCGAGAGCUGGCCAAGGAACUCGGCAUCAAGGAAGUUGAAGGCCACGUGGUGCGGGUCAAGAAGCUCUGUGAGCUGAAGCACUUUGAGCCGCUCGGGCCGGAGGUGGGAGUCAAGUGGAGUCUCUUGGAGCAGUGCUGGCGUGGCCGAUGCAGGGUCAAUGGCAAACAGAAACACAAGAGAUUCCGUCCCAAGGAUCUCUCAGAGAAGGAGGUGGGGAAUGCUUGGAAGCAGGCAGUGGCAUGGAGGAAGCAGCAAGAAAAGGAGAGGGAUCAGGCCAAAGAAAGCCCGGGGCACUGA